Molecule: messenger RNA, 780 nt
Organism: Colletotrichum higginsianum IMI 349063
Lineage: Eukaryota; Fungi; Ascomycota; Sordariomycetes; Glomerellales; Glomerellaceae
Exons: 3
Coding region: 1-780 (259 amino acids)
Source: RefSeq, a predicted model, not a curated record
AUGAAGUCCCCCGUUCUCUCCCUGGCCCUCGCUGCCAAUCUUGCUGCUGCCAACCCUGUCCAGCCCCGCCAAGCUUCUGACGCUCCCGCCUUCACCCAAGCUGCUGAUGCUCUCAUCUCCCAGUACAUCCCCGAGUCUCAGUGGGACUCUUUGACCUCGGCCUUUGGCUCCGCUGCCAGCGCGGCUGGGGUCACAGGGGACGUCCGGUCCUACGUCUACUCGGUCCUCAAGGCCACCAGCACCCCGACCUGGUUCCUUGCCGCCAUCCCUACCGCCUAUGUCAGCCAGUAUGCCGCUCUGGAAUCGGCAAUUGAGAGCCUCCGUCCUACCGCCGUCGUCGGUACUGCCGUGCCCACUGUCAUUGCCGUCACCACCACCGACAGCGAGGGUAACACCAUCACCACCAGCAUAUCUGCUACCGUUACGCCGAUCCCCACUGUCAUCACCACCGACUUGCUUCCCUCACUCUCCCCCAGUGUCGUUACCGGCACCGACUCCGCCGGCAGCGCUUUUACCUCAACUGUCCUGAACACCAGCGAGGAGGCUGACACCACCGCUACCGCGACUACUACCGAGACUGUCGCCACCGAGACCGAGACCGCCACUGGCGAAGCCUCUGCAACGGGGUCCGAUGAGGCUACCGGGUCUGGUGAGGCUACCGGAUCCGAUGCCUCUGGUACCGCCCCGGCCGCCACCAACGCCCCUAAUGCUGCCCCGACUGCUAUGGUCAACGGCUUCGCCGGCGUUGCCGCCAUCAUCGGCCUUGUCAUGGCCCUUUAG